CAGUCCUUUGUAGAAUGCAGAAGGUGGAUCACGCUCCCAUCUCUCGCAACAGAAGCCUGAGUGCUGUGGAAUGACUUUCGCCACCCCGCCCCAGAGUGAUCGAGGAGGGAGGCUAUUCCAGCAGCAGCAGAAGCAGAAGCAGUCACAGCAGCUUCAGCGGCUGCGACGGCACCCACAGCGGCGGCGUUACGCGACGCAGAGCGUUGGAGAGAGACAGAGAGCGAGCGAGCGAGCGAGAGAGAGAGGGAGCGCUGUCCGUCUGUCUGGCUCUGUGGGUGUGAGCGAGCGUGAGUUCCGAUGCACCGCGCUGAGCGUGGCAUCGCGGCGCGGCAGGCUGCGCGUUCCCAUCGGUUCCCCCCCAGCGCUCCUCAAGGCCAAGGCGGGGGAUGAAGCAGCAGCACCAGUGAGGAAGCCCCCCCCCCCGCCCCCCCAGCUGGUGGCAUCGCACGCGAGCGGCUUGAGCGGCAGCACCGGCAGAAUGGCGGGCGAGCUGGAGACUUAACCGCUGACGCCAGCGUGACGGAUGAGAGCCCGCGCGUGGCUUCCCGCCCCAGGAGCCAUGUGAGAGUGUCUCGGGCCACCAGCAACUCCUUGGACAUGUUUCCCAGGUCGGCGUCUGGAUUCCUCCCCGCCUUUGAACUUGUUUUGUUUCUCCUGGUGCUCUCCGGAUGUCCCGAAGCCACCUACCCGGCUCGGACCAAAGGGAGAUGGAACAAGGGAGGAUCCCGUCUGCGCCAGGAGGACUCGCCGCCCCGGAUCGCGGAGCACCCCUCUGACCUGAUCGUGUCCAAGGGCGAGCCGGCCACCCUCAACUGUAAGGCGGAGGGCCGGCCCACGCCCAGCGUGGAGUGGUACAAGGAUGGCGAGCGGGUGGAGACGGACAAGGACGACCCGCGCUCGCACCGCAUGCUGUUGCCCAGCGGCUCGCUCUUCUUCCUGCGCAUCGUGCACGGGCGGCGGAGCAAACCCGAUGAGGGCGCCUACGUCUGCGUGGCCCGCAACUACCUGGGCGAGGCCGUCAGCCGCAACGCCUCGCUGGAAGUCGCAUUGCUGCGCGACGACUUCCGGCAGAACCCGACCGACGUGGUGGUGGCGGCGGGCGAGCCGGCCAUCUUGGAGUGCGUUCCUCCCCGAGGUCACCCGGAGCCCACCAUCUACUGGAAGAAGGACAAAGUGCGCAUCGAGGACAAAGACGACAGAGUCACGAUCCGCGGAGGGAAGCUGAUGAUCUCCAACACGAAGAAAAGCGACGCCGGCAUGUACAUUUGUGUGGGCACAAACAUGGUGGGAGAACGGGACAGCGAGACGGCACAAGUCACCGUGUUUGAGCGACCGACCUUCCUCCGCCGGCCCAUCAACCAGGUGGUGCUGGAGGAUGAGACGGUGGAGUUCCGCUGCCAGGUGACCGGAGACCCCCAGCCCAACGUUCGCUGGCGGAAGGAUGACGUGGACGUCCCUCGUGGGAGGUACGAAAUCAAGUACGACAAGGACGACUACGUGCUGAGGGUGAAGAGGGCGUCGGUGAACGACGAAGGCACCUUCAGCUGCGUGGCGGAAAACCGCGUGGGCAAGCUGGAGGCCUCCGCCACCCUCGUCGUCCGAGAUGGCCGCGUCGCCGCCCCGCAAUUUGUCAUCCGUCCGAGGGACCAGAUCGUGGCCCAGGGACGCACCGCCACCUUUCCGUGCGAGACCAAAGGCAACCCUCAACCUGCGGUAUUUUGGCAGAAGGAAGGAAGUCAGAAUUUGCUGUUCCCCAACCAGCCGCAGCAGCCCAACGGCCGCUUCUCGGUCUCGCCCGGCGGCGCCCUCACCAUCGCUUCGGUGCAACGGGCCGAUGCCGGCUACUACAUCUGCCAGGCGCUGACCGUCGCCGGCAGUAUCCUGGCCAAGGCGCAGCUGGAAGUCACCGACGUCCUGUCGGACAGACCGCCGCCCAUCAUCCGCCAGGGGCCCUCCAACCAGACGUUGGGCGUGGACGGCGUGGCCCUGCUCAAGUGCCAGGCGUCGGGGGACCCCAUCCCUUCGGUCAGCUGGCUCAAGGACGGCGUUAGUCUGCUGGGGAAAGACCCCCGCAUGUCCCUGCAGGAAUUAGGCAGCCUGCAGAUCACCAACGUCAAGCUGUCUGACUCGGGGAUCUACACGUGCGUGGCCACCAGCUCCAGCGGAGAGACUUCAUGGAGCGCUUUUCUUGAGGUCAAAGAAGCUGGCGGCGCAACGCUCCCAAAGAACCACGACGACGCCGACCUCCCAGGCCCGCCCUCCAAGCCGCAGGUGACCGACGUCACCAAGAGCAGCGUGUCUCUGUCCUGGCAGGCCGGCUUGGCCGGCGCCUCGCCCGUCGGCUCCUUUGUCAUCGAGGCCUUCAGCCAGUCGGUGAGCAACAGCUGGCAAACGGUGGCCGAUCACGUGCGGACCACCCAGUUCACCGUCAAGGGUCUACGGCCCAACACCAUCUACCUGUUCAUGGUCCGAGCAGUCAACGGCCAGGGCGUGAGCGACCCGAGUCCCAUGUCGGAACCUGUCAGAACACAAGACAUCAGUCCUCCGGCUCAGGGCGUGGACCACCGGCACGUGCAGAAAGAGCUGGGCGAGGUCAUCGUUCGCUUGCACAACCCUGUGGUGUUGAGUCCCACGGCCAUCCAGGUCACGUGGACGCUGGAUCGCCAGUCGCAAUUCAUCCAAGGCUACAGAGUUCUAUACAGGCAAACGUCAGGGCUGCCCUCGCCGGGACACUGGCAGACGCAGGACGUGAAGGUGCCAUCGGAGCGUACCGCCGUCCUGUCGUCUCUGAAGAAGGGCAUCGUGUAUGAGAUCAAGGCGCGGCCUUACUUCAACGACUUCCAAGGCAUGGACAGCGAAUCCAAGACGGCGCGGACCACCGAGGAAGCUCCCAGCGCGCCCCCUCAGCAGGUUACCGUCCUCACCGUUGGAAACCAGAACAGCACUUCGAUCAGCAUCUCCUGGGACCCCCCUCCACCGGACCAUCAGAACGGUAUCGUCCAAGAGUACAAGAUCUGGUGCCUCGGGAACGAGACGCGCUUCCACGUCAACAAGACGGUGGACGCCGCCAUUCGCUCGGUGGUGGUGGGCGGGCUGCAGGUGGGCGUGUUGUACCACGUGGAAGUGGCCGCCAGCACCGGCGCCGGGGUGGGAGUCAGGAGCGAACCCCAGUCCAUUAUUAUUGGCAAGGCCUUCCAGGACGUGAUCAUCCACGGCAACCGCAACAACAGCAUCACGGAGCAGAUCACCGACGUGGUCAAGCAGCCCGCCUUCAUCGCCGGAAUCGGGGGCGCCUGCUGGGUCAUCCUCAUGGGCUUCAGCAUCUGGCUCUACUGGCGCAGGAAGAAGAGGAAGGGCCUGAGCAACUACGCAGUGACAUUCCAGAGAGUCGACGGUGGCCUGAUGAGCAAUGGGAGCCGGCCAGGCUUACUGAACGGCAGCGACCCGGCGUACCCCUGGUUGGCCGACUCCUGGCCCGCCUCCACGCCACGGGAAACGGACGGAUGGCCGGUCACCGAGCGGCUCCCAUGUUCUUGGAUUUGCCUUCUUGCAGACAUCCCCGGCAACCAGGGGGACAAGACGGGCACCAUGCUGUCGGACGGCGCCAUCUACAGCAGCAUCGAUUUCACCACCAAAGCCAACUACGGCAGCCCGGGCCAAGCGUCGCAGGCCACGCCUUACGCCACCACUCAGAUCCUGCACUCGGGCAGCAUCCACGAGCUGGCCGUGGAGCUGCCCGAAGCCCAGUGGAAGGCCUCGCUACAGGCCAAGCAGGAGAUGGCCAACUUGGGCUACUCGCUGCCCGACAAGAACUCCUGCAACAACAGUGGCAAAGGAGGAAAGAAGAAGAAGACCAAGGCCGGUUCCAAAGCCCCGAAAGCCACCGGCUCCACCUGGGCCAAUGUUCCCUUACCCCCUCCCCCGAUCCACCCGCUUCCGGGCACCGACAUGGACCACUACCCCAACGAGCACCAUGAUGCAGGAGGAUACGAGGGCGACGGCUGGGGUCCGCCGAUGCCGGUGCAGACGUACCUCCACCAGGGCAUGGAGGACGAGCUGGAGGAAGAGGAGGAGCGGGUGCCCACCCCGCCCGUCCGCGGGGUGGCCUCCUCCCCGGCCGCCGUCUCCUUCGGCCAGCAGUCGACGGCCACCCUCACCCCGUCGCCUCGGGACGAGAUGCAGCCCAUGCUGCAGGCCCAUCUGGACGAGCUGACGCGAGCCUACCAAAUGGACGUGGCCAAGCAGACAUGGCACGUGCAGGUGGGGUCCCUUCCCCCACAGGCCCCGGCGCCUCCGGUAGGCUACGUGUCAAGCACGAUGGUGUCCGACCUGGAGACGGACCUGGCGGACGAGGACGACGAGGAAGAUGACGACGAGGAAGACGAAGGCUACGGGGCCAGGCAUCCCCGAGGAAUCGAGCACACGCCGGGUUCCAGCAUGGACAACCUGGACAGCUCUUUGACAGGCUCCAUGGCCAACGGCUGGGGCUCGGCCUCGGAGGACGAGCGCAAUUUCUCCAGCCGGCGCUCCAGCGUGGCCAGCUCGUCGGACGGCUCCAUCUUUACCCACUGCAGCUUUGCGCAGGCCCUGGUGGCCGCCGCCGACAAGGCGGGCUACCGGCUGGACGGCACCAGCCUCAGCAAGCGCGGCCGCUGUAAAAGAGACAAAGGCUUGCCUCACAGGCAGCGGCCCGGCAGCCCGUUCUCCACAGAUGGCAGCACGGUGGGAACGCACAGCCUGGGCCACCAGAGGGCCGCCAGGCCGCCGCGCAAACCCCGCAACCAGGGCUCAGCACCCCACCGCAGAGAUGCCGCUGCGGACGACCUACCUCCCCCUCCCGAGCCCCCGCCCGGCCAGGGCCAGGCCCGAGCCCAGACGGGCCGCUGCAUCAACAGCAUGAUCCCGCCUCCGGAGAGGAAGGCCACGUCGCUGGAGCGCCCGCCCAUGUCGGGACCGCUGUCCGGAACGGCGGACGACAGGCAGAUGGCGCGCGCCACCCUGGAGCAUCACCGCCAGGCUCAAGAGCGACUGGGCUCCGACGACGGCCGGCGAAUUCACAAAAAUGAGGAGGGCUGCCUGCCGUACCACCGACCGUCCUUCCCGUCGCCGGGCGGCCACAGCUCGUCGGGCACGGCCUCCUCCAAGGGCUCGACGGGGCCCCGCAAGCCGGACGGCCCGCGCCAGCCGCAGCAGUGGACGGCCAUGGAGCACGCCGACUUCCUGGGCGCCAACGGACAAGGGCAGUACUCAGGAGAGUUAUAGUGUUUCACCUGGAUGAGAUCUUCAAAAAAAA
Messenger RNA from Hippocampus comes (tiger tail seahorse), 5293 nucleotides. It is a transcript of the gene robo2, whose product is annotated as roundabout, axon guidance receptor, homolog 2 (Drosophila). The transcript is spliced from 29 exons. The record is from RefSeq and is a predicted model, not a curated record. Gene Ontology annotation, molecular function: protein binding. Lineage: Eukaryota; Metazoa; Chordata; Actinopteri; Syngnathiformes; Syngnathidae. The coding region runs from base 598 to 5262 and encodes 1554 amino acids.